AUGUGGUUUGAGAAGGAAGUACUCCGACUGUCGGUACCAGCCCGUCGUUUGUCUGCUCGGAACACUCGAGGAAGCUCCACGACUCGUCAAUUGGAUGGCCUGACCAUCCGUUCCCCCAAAGACGUCAGUGGCCACGGCAGUUUCUUGUAUGUUAUCACAUGUGCUGACAGCACUCAGCUAUACAAUCAUCUAUCAGACUACAUCAUCGGUCAAGAUCGUGCCAAGCGUAUUCUGUCCGUUGCUGUAUUCAAUCACUAUCACCGGAUAUCCUCACGUUUACCUCAAACUCUUCCUCCUCCACCGCCGCCUUUGAGAUCAAAUGAGUAUCAUGCCGAUCCUGGACCAUCGAAGGGUAUGUGGGAGAGACCGUAUGAUCCUUCGCGGGCUGGGUCUGAUAUGGACGAUGGGGUACGAAGGGAUGUGACGCGUGUGACUGGUACAGGCAAUGGAGCUGAUCCGACUUUGACUCAUGAUUUGCUAUCUUCUACAUCUAGGGAGGGCUUAUGGUCUCGGAAUGGCUAUUUCAGCUCUAAACCUCCACCACCACCUAUCUUGCUUGAUAAAACGAGACGGCGACGGCGCGACACUCCAGACCCAAUGCUAGAGACAACAUCAGUUGAGAGAAAAGGAAAGAAAAAAGAUAUCCUCUCCGAUAUCUACUCAAGUCUUAACAACAUUGAGGCAGAUAAACUUGAGGAUGGCAAGGAGGAAAUUGCGAUCGAGAAGAGCAACGUGCUCAUGAUUGGACCAACGGGGACGGGAAAGACGUUGAUGGCGAGGACGUUGGCGAGAAUACUAGAUGUUCCAUUUGCUUCCACCGAUGCAACGUCUUAUACUCAAGCGGGCUAUGUUGGAGAUGACGUGGAAAAUUGUGUUUUGCGAUUGUUGCAAGCGGCAGACUAUGAUGUCAAUCGGACAGAGAUUGGCAUUAUACAUAUUGACGAAAUUGAUAAACUCGCUAGACGUGGUGGUGGCGAGGCGGGAUCUUGGGGCGCACGGGAUGUAGGAGGAGAAGGUGUUCAACAAGCCUUGCUAAGAUUGUUGGAAGGCACCAUUCUCACUUUGUCCGCUAAACCUCAAGCAAUGGUCACUUCCGGAUACACAUCGACUUCCUCCUCAUCAACGCCCUCUACACGGGACACACCUAACCGUGGACCCAGAGCGGACGGCUCGACAUUGAUCAACGCGGCGUAUGAACCUCCCGGGUGGGAUCCGAAUAACCCAAUGAACCGAUCUACCACUGGUGGGAAGAAAGGUGUUCGAGAGGGAUUACCUGGGUUCAGUGGUGGAUCUGGAUUAGGCUCUAAAGGAGACACGUUCAUGGUGGACACGUCGAAUAUCUUAUUCAUCUUAUCUGGCGCGUUCGUGGGAUUAGAAUCUAUCGUCUCUAGUCGACUAGGUAAAGGCGUAAGCUCAUUCUCCGUUUCUGACAUUCAGUCGAUGGGUUUCGGUGCCCCUCUUCCUGCCUCUCCCGCAACUCCGCGCUCUACCGUAGCUAUGAAAGGCUUAGCAACGACCGAUUUGGCAACAUAUGGUUUAAUACCUGAAUUCUUAGGACGUCUACCCGUCCUCUCCACUCUUCACCCGCUCAGCGUCGCGGAUAUGGUCAGAAUAUUGGUGGAACCUCGGAACGCUUUAAUCAAGCAGUAUAUAGCAAUGUUUGAGAAAUACGGGUCGGAAUUGCGAUUCACUCAAAACGCCUUGGAGAUCAUAGCGAAGGAAGGAUUGGAACGAGGUGGUGGAGCGAGAGGGUUGAGAGGUGUGUUAGAGGAAAUAUUAGUUGAUGCGAUGUUCGAAGUGCCAGGAUCGUCUGUACGUUAUUGUCUCAUCACCGGAGCUGUAGCUAGAAGAGAAGAGCCGGCACUUUACUUUUCCAGAGGUCAGAAACAUUUGUUUUCACAAGCUGCGGAACAAGAUGAUAAACCCAUCGUAUCUUCUGUGACACGCAUUGGUGAGGAUGACGAUGAAGUGGAAGAGAUACCCAGAUUACGUGCUGUGGGUUGGAUAUCAAUUAUCUAG
Messenger RNA from Tremella mesenterica DSM 1558, 2019 nucleotides. RefSeq lists its product as uncharacterized. The transcript is spliced from 9 exons. Gene Ontology annotation, molecular function: ATP binding; ATP hydrolysis activity. The coding region runs from base 1 to 2019 and encodes 672 amino acids. NCBI's taxonomy places the organism in Eukaryota, Fungi, Basidiomycota, Tremellomycetes, Tremellales, Tremellaceae. The record is from RefSeq and is a predicted model, not a curated record. Gene Ontology annotation, cellular component: mitochondrial matrix. Gene Ontology annotation, biological process: proteolysis; protein catabolic process.